Heterobilharzia americana is the source of this 2698-nucleotide messenger RNA. The record is from the annotation of a GenBank genome assembly. Lineage: Eukaryota; Metazoa; Platyhelminthes; Trematoda; Strigeidida; Schistosomatidae.
CAGAUAUUGGAUGUUGGAUGUUGAACCGCGUCAUACGACAGUAGCGGUGUAGAUGUCGGGUUUAAGACCGAGGCUUCCAACAUUUUCCCAGAGGAUUCUGUUUGCGCAAAUGUGUCUGUGUGAUCAUCACUGAGUAGAGAUUGAAAUGUCAGUUUUGCAAUACGUACCCUUUGAAACAGUAGUCGACACUGCCUUUUGGCAUGGCUUAGCUGAUCGAAAACUCAAUAAAUACCGUCUGUCAGAGGGUCCCUUCAAGAUAUCUGCUCAGUUCACGAAUAAUCAGGCCCUCGGCAUAUCCCCUAGGAUAUCGGUUGACAUCACUUCUUUCUGUGACAGCAAUGUGGUGAGGAGUUCGGUAUCAUCCAGCUUCAAAGUCUUUGGUGAAUUAUUCACGUUUAACAGUUUGGAUGAGUUCAAGAGUCUUGAUAAACAGUCCUUUCUAAAUGAACAUGGUUCCGUAAUAAUGACAGAGGCUCUUUCACAGAAUGAAUUUCUGAAAAACCCUAUCGUGCUCUUGCGGUUCCUACUCUUAACCUACUGUGACCUCAAAAAACACAAAUUUUACUUCUGGUUUGCUUACCCAGCAGUUUUACAUUCAGAGCAGCCAAUGUUUUCGUGUAUCAGGAGUGUCAGGGAAGAAUUUUCUGAAGACCAGGUCAUGUGUAUAUUGCAUUCAUUUGACUGCUGGCGCAAGGAAGAUAAUUCUCCUUUUUUCGUUGUGCGAUUAGAUCCGUCCAUAGAAGUUCGCCCAUUGUCAGGUUUUGAGUUAGAACCCUCUGUGUAUGUUGGAAUGUGUGAUUCAUCUGUUGACCCACAGUUCCCUUGUUGGUUUUUACGCAAUCUGCUGUAUGCACUAUCCGCUACUUUAGUGCAAACAGAAAGUUCUGUUAAAGUACUGUGUCUCAGGGAUCGUUUUGUUUCAGGACAAAGAUGCUGGGAGCAUAGCAUUGUAAUUCAUGCCAAAUUACGACCAACAACUCCAAUUUUCAGUCAAUUCGUUGGUUGGGAGAAAUGGAAAAAGCAGUUAAAACCGCGUGUUGUAGACCUCAGCACAAGUAUGGACCCCGUUAAAUUAGCUGGGUCAGCUGUAGAUCUGAACUUGAAGUUAAUGAAAUGGAGACUCAUGCCUGAUUUAAAACUCUCGAUAUUUCGUGAUACAAAAUGUCUGCUGAUAGGUGCAGGUACUUUGGGUUGCAAUGUUGCUCGUCAACUCUUAGCUUGGGGAGUUCGUCAUAUCACUCUAGUGGACAACAGCUCAGUUUCGUUUUCUAACCCUGUACGACAGUCCUUGUAUGUUUUUUCUGAUUCAGUAGGUCCCAGUAAAAAUAAGGCUGUAGUUGCAGCUCAGGCACUAAGAGCGAUUUUCCCAGGCGUGGAAGCAAGUGGAUUUGACCUUUCUAUACCUAUGCCAGGGCAUCCUGUAUCUUCCCAUAGUAUAGUGCCACCUGGUGAUGCUCAAGAAUCAGAAUUUUGUACUUUUGGUCAGUGCGCGGAUACUUGUCGCAAAUUAAGUGAUUUGGUUGGCGAACAUGAUGUUCUGUUCCUAUUGACGGAUACUCGAGAGUCUCGUUGGUUGCCUACAGUUCUGGCGAAUAUUCACGGAAAACUUGUAAUAAAUGCUGCUCUUGGUUUUGAUACAUAUUUGGUCAUGCGUCAUGGCAUCCGUGGUCCAUUUAUUUCACCAAGCUCUGGAGACGUCAGUGAUCUCACUUCGUGUAUUCGUUAUCUUAAGUGUGAAGAAAUGAGUCUCGGGAAGAAAGAUCCUGCUUUAAAACCUAAAGUCAUACCUGGCUCUUUCUUGGGUUGUUAUUUUUGCAAUGAUGUAGUUGGACCAAUGAAUUCAACACGCAAUCGUAGCCUCGACCAGCAGUGUACUGUCACCCGACCAGGUGUUUCUAUGAUCGCUGCUGCUUUUGCUGUCGAAUUGAUGAUCAGCAUACUUCAACAUCCUCUUCAGUAUAAUGCCCCAGCCGAUACAUUAUCGCAGUUGUGUGAAACGGAUGCAACUAAAAUGUCUCUUGGGCUUGUUCCCCACCAAAUAAGGGGAUUUCUCUCUCACUAUACACAAGUCUUACCUGCGACGGUGGCAUUUAGUAAGUGUUCAGCGUGUUCACAGUCUGUACUGGAUGCAUACAAAGAAAGAGGAUUUGAUUUUCUUUGGAAGGUCUUUGAUGAUGCUUCUUAUCUUGAAAGUGUAUGUGGUCUGCGUGACCUACAUGAUGAGUGUAACGCUGAAUCAAUUUUAAUGCUAAGUGAUGUCGAUGACUGAUAUUAUAUCAGUCUUAAAAUUUUCGUCGCAAUGGAGAGUUUAAAACAGACAAUGAGUCACUUUUUGGUCAAUAAAUGCUUUGUUACUUCUAUUGGUAAUUUUACUGUUAAUAUGCAUAUAGAUAUAAAUUUUAACCUUUGAACGUGGCUACUUUUUCAUUUAUUGAACAUUAACAGCUGUCAUUGGGUUUCUGGUUUUAUGUUUUAGUCCUUUCUGUCACGAAUAAAUCAUAUGCAUAUACUGCUAACUUCAUAUUUUAUCAGUGUGUAAUUUAGAUUUCGAGUUUGAAGUUCGGUUGGUCUCAAUAUGAUUUCAUGGUAUUGUGUAGCAGUUCAUUUGACGGAAUGAGAAUGGAGGUAACAUUUGGUAGUAGUAGGAGUGCUUAUUAAACUUAAGGAAGUACCAUUGAGAAUUUCCAUUACAAUUUGG